Messenger RNA from Pseudozyma flocculosa PF-1, 351 nucleotides. RefSeq lists its product as uncharacterized. Gene Ontology annotation, molecular function: RNA binding. NCBI's taxonomy places the organism in Eukaryota, Fungi, Basidiomycota, Ustilaginomycetes, Ustilaginales, Ustilaginaceae. The transcript is spliced from 3 exons. The record is from RefSeq and is a predicted model, not a curated record. The coding region runs from base 1 to 351 and encodes 116 amino acids.
AUGAGCGCCGUGUCCUCGCAACAGAGGCAGCACAGCCGCAUCCUCUUUGUCAAGAACCUCAACUACCAGACCCAGGGCUCGGACUUGUACGAGCUCUUUGGCCGUUACGGCGCCCUGCGGCAGAUCCGGAUCGGCGACGGGCCAAAGACAAGAGGCACCGCCUACGUCGUGUUCGAAGAGAUGGCCGAUGCCAAGCGCGCGCUGGACCACCUCAACGGCUUCCACCUCCAGGAGCGCUACAUUGUCGUGCUCUAUCAUAUGCCGGCGAGGCUUGCGGCAAAGGCGGACCUGGCUAAGCGGGAAGCCGAGCUGGCCGAGCUCAAGGCUCAGCACAACAUCCAGGACGAGUAG